Messenger RNA from Cadophora gregata, 567 nucleotides. RefSeq names its product GTP-binding protein (gene RHB1). Lineage: Eukaryota; Fungi; Ascomycota; Leotiomycetes; Helotiales; Ploettnerulaceae. Gene Ontology annotation, cellular component: plasma membrane. The record is from RefSeq and is a predicted model, not a curated record. Gene Ontology annotation, biological process: small GTPase-mediated signal transduction. The transcript is spliced from 4 exons. The coding region runs from base 1 to 567 and encodes 188 amino acids. Gene Ontology annotation, molecular function: GDP binding; GTPase activity; GTP binding.
AUGGUUUCCGCUACACCCAAGCAACGAAAGAUUGCUAUCGUUGGCAGUCGCUCUGUCGGCAAAUCUUCGCUCACUGUUCAGUUCGUCGACGGUCACUUUGUCGAGAGCUACUAUCCCACUAUUGAGAAUACGUUCAGCAAGGUCAUUAAGUACAAGAACCAAGAGUACGCCACUGAGAUCGUCGACACAGCUGGUCAGGAUGAGUACUCGAUCUUGAACUCCAAGCACUUCAUUGGUAUCCAUGGCUACGUUCUCGUCUACUCGGUUGCUUCCACUCAAUCUUUCGAAAUGGUUCAGGUCAUCCGCGACAAGAUCUUAAACCACCUCGGAAUUGACUGGGUACCCGUUGUCCUCGUUGGUAACAAGAGCGAUCUCCGUCCCGAUCAACGCCAGGUAUCGGUUGAGCAAGGCAAGGCUUUGGCCGAGAAGUUCAAUUGCGCCUACACCGAAGCCAGUGCUCGCUACAAUGAGAACGUCGGCAAGGCUUUCGAGUUGAUGAUCGGUCAAAUUGAGAAGCUUACCAACCCAAACGAGCCUGCUGAUGGAAACAAGUGCAUGGUCAUGUAG